Acanthamoeba castellanii str. Neff is the source of this 1335-nucleotide messenger RNA. Its product is annotated as tetratricopeptide repeat domain containing protein. The coding region runs from base 1 to 1335 and encodes 444 amino acids. The record is from RefSeq and is a predicted model, not a curated record. Gene Ontology annotation, molecular function: protein binding. The transcript is spliced from 12 exons. NCBI's taxonomy places the organism in Eukaryota, Discosea, Longamoebia, Acanthamoebidae.
AUGGAGCCGGGCAGGGUGAAGAUGCAAAGGAGGCCUGAUUUUCAGGGCAUGGACGUGAGCCUGUCGCAAGAUCUCACUGAAGAUGAAGCGAAGACGGUGAUUUCAUCCAUAAACCAGUUCUGCGAGCAAGUCCUGCGGUACGGGAAGGACUGGCACGUGAUCGAGCGCGGGGCAGCCACCGACCCGUCGUGCGUGCUCGCCCUGGUCUUCGCCGCCGACUACGAAGUCGCCAAGGAGCGCAUGGACAAGGCCAGGGCGCACCUCGAGCGCGCGCGGAAGGUGGCCGACGCGAGCGAGGUCACCGAGCGGGAGAAGCUCUACGUCGACGCCUUCAACUCGUGGAUGGCCGGCGACCUCCCCCGCGCCUACGCCGACUUCAAACGCAUCACAGAGUUGUAUCCGAUGGAUUUGUUUGCGCUCAAGCGGGGCCAGCUGGUGGCGUUCUGUGUGGGCGAUCGGGCGGGCAUGCUCGAGAUCGCGCUCGCCAUGCGGGACACGUCGGGCGACCGGCCCUACUUCAACGGCAUGCUCUGCUUCGCCCUAGAACAGAACGGCCGCUACGACGAGGCCCUCGCCGCCGGCAAGCGCGGGGUGGAGAUUGCGGAGGACGACCCGUGGGCGCAUCACUCGGUGGCGCACGCCCUGCUCUCCCUCGACCGACCUGACGAAGGCGUCGAAUGGUUGAGCAAGUACGCGCAUUACUGGGAGGACUGCAUGUCCUUCAUGCAUACCCACAACUGGUUCCAUUUGGCCCUCUUCCACCUCUCCAAAUCGGCCCACAACGAAAUCGAGUCGAUCUACUACCCGCACAUAUUCCUCACCGACGAAGCCCAGCAGCAGAUGGAAGCGGCGAAAAAAGACGAAUCGUUCCCGGCGCACGACAACCGAAACACGCAGGACCAGCUCGGUGCCAUGGGCCUGCUGUGGAAGUGGGAGCUGAUGGGCGGCCGGGGCCUCGAGCCCAAGUGGCGGCAGCUCCUCCCCUACGACCGAAGGCACGGCCACGCGGACCCGUUCUACGACGUGCUCCUCCUGCACACUCUCCUACGCAUGGGCAAGAGAGAGGAGGCCAGGGAGAUGGUGGCGGAGAUAGAGAAGGCGACCGAGAGCCUGCCCUCGCCGCGCAAGGAGCAACUCAACCAAGUUUGGGUCCCCCUGUGCAAGGGAAUAUACGCAUACGAGACGGGACACAAGGAGGAGGGGCUGAAGCUCCUCAACGAGGCCCAUCUCGACGACCACCUCCACAUAAUCGGCGGCUCCAACGAGCAACGAGAGGUGGUACACGACUACCACCGCCACGUUGCACAACAACAGCAACAGCACCAGAAGAAGUAG